Camellia sinensis is the source of this 630-nucleotide messenger RNA. The record is from RefSeq and is a predicted model, not a curated record. NCBI's taxonomy places the organism in Eukaryota, Viridiplantae, Streptophyta, Magnoliopsida, Ericales, Theaceae.
AUGGCGCCUUUUGAAGCAUUAUACGGACGACCUUGCAGAUCGUCGAUUUGUUGGACGGAAGUGGGUGAUGCAAAUCUAAUAGGGCCCGAACUUGUUCUAGAAACUACUGAGAAGGUCAAAUUGAUCCGACAACGGUUAAAGAUUUCCCAAGACCAUCAAAAGAAUUAUGCAAACAGGAGGAGAAGACCAUUGAUGUUUGAAGUAGGCAGCCACGUGUUCCUAAAGGUACAACCCAGGUGUGGAGUCGUACGUUUUGGGAGAAAGGGGAAGCUGUCGCCACGAUAUAUUGGACCUUUUGAGGUAUUGGAAGGAGUGGGCGAAGUAGCAUAUAGAUUAGGUCUACCCCUGCAGUUAGCAAGGAUACACAACGUCUUCUAUGUAUCCCUGUUGAGAAAAUACAUCGUUGACCCGACACACAUCCUCAAAUGGGAAGAGAUCAGUCUUAACAAAGAUGUUACGCUUAAAGAAGGAUCGGUAGCAAUACAAGAUCAUCGAGAAAAGAACCUUAGAGGCAAGACGGUUCACUUGGUAAAAGUGCUAUGGCGUCAUCGGGGAGUUGAGGAAUCUACUUGGGAACGUCAGGAUUGGGUGAAGGCAAACUACCCCGAGCUUUUCGAAGACACUAUGUAG